AUGCCUGCAGCAGUCGGAGCUUGUCAGCACGCAGCACCUCGGCGGCCACGUAUUGCCGUGACUCUGGGUGAUCCAUCUGGUAUUGGCCCGGAGCUGGCUGCCAAGCUACUGAGCAAUCCUGCAAACCUCCAGAGAGCCGAUAUCGUCCUUCUGGCAGACAAUACUGAGUUACAGUCUGCCAUUCAGGAUGCGGGCAAUGUCCAAAUUGCAGUGUCUAGCGGCCGAGCUGGUCCUCAGGGAAUUCAAGUGUUGGAUGACAGCAGUGUCUCUCAGUACCCUUCAACCAGGGGCGAAGUCUCGAAGGCCAGCGGCGCUCGCUGUAUCCAUCAGCUGAAGAGGGCUCUGAAGCUGGUUCAGGCCGGCGAGAUUGACGGCAUUGUCUUUGCACCACUCAACAAGAGCUCGCUUAAGCUUGCCGGCAUGACCGAGGAGGACGAACUCCGCUGGUUUGCGAAACAACUGGAUUUCAAAGGGACCACUAGUGAGAUCAACAUUGCAGGUCCGCUUUGGACCGGCAGAGUGACGAGUCAUAUCGGACUAGAGGAGGUUGCUGAGCGCAUCACCAAGGAGUCGACACUUAAGGCUAUCGAGUUAUUGCAAAGACUGAGGUAUGAAUGCUAUCUACUGAUUACGUUAAUCCACUAUCAAGAGUCAUGA
Phaeoacremonium minimum UCRPA7 is the source of this 657-nucleotide messenger RNA. RefSeq names its product putative 4-hydroxythreonine-4-phosphate dehydrogenase protein. NCBI's taxonomy places the organism in Eukaryota, Fungi, Ascomycota, Sordariomycetes, Togniniales, Togniniaceae. The record is from RefSeq and is a predicted model, not a curated record. Gene Ontology annotation, molecular function: NAD binding. The transcript has a single exon. The coding region runs from base 1 to 657 and encodes 218 amino acids.